Daphnia pulicaria is the source of this 2120-nucleotide messenger RNA. Its product is annotated as UV-stimulated scaffold protein A-like. Gene Ontology annotation, molecular function: RNA polymerase II complex binding. Gene Ontology annotation, cellular component: chromosome. Gene Ontology annotation, biological process: response to UV; transcription-coupled nucleotide-excision repair. The record is from RefSeq and is a predicted model, not a curated record. Lineage: Eukaryota; Metazoa; Arthropoda; Branchiopoda; Diplostraca; Daphniidae. The transcript is spliced from 5 exons. The coding region runs from base 295 to 1977 and encodes 560 amino acids.
UUGGAAGUCACAUCGUGAUUGUUGUUGUUAGCAGAAGACGUAUCACAUUUGCAGGUAGUGUCAAGCAAGUGAGCAACCGGAAGUGCACUAAAACACGAAUUUCAAAUAAUAGAUUCGUGACAUCUACAUUCUACAUUGACCGAAGCAAACAGUUUAUGAGAAGCAAAAGUGAUCGAAAGUGUUUGAUGAUUUUCAAAUUACUAAGCUCAAAAUAAGUUGGUGUUGAUUUUAGUUUGAUACUUUCUUACUUUACCAGCAGUAGGCUACUCUCAGACUCAUCAUAAUAAUUGAAGAAUGGAUCUAACUGACAAUAGCUUGGUUGAAAAAUUAACACAGGCAAUUGAGAGCAUUGUUGGCUGUGGACUAAAACAGCCUGAUGAGUCAAAGAUGAAAGAUAUAAAAAAGAUUUGUCGAAUAUCAGACAUUUAUGUCAAAGAGGCCUACCAAAUUACAAUGCACCAACUUAAUCAGAAACAUUCAGAAGUUCGAUUAGCAUGUUUGCUUAUUUUCAAGGAAUUAUUUCAAAGGUCACAUUACUUUAGAGAACUAUUAGUUGCAGAUUUCCAGGACUUCUCAAAGUUAGUGUUGGAUAUAGAUGCCAGGUAUCCUCUACCACCUCCACCAGCAGCAUUAAAGCAACUGAAAGUAACUGCAAUGAAAACAAUCAAAGAGUGGUAUGAAGUGUAUGGAGAAGCUUACAAAAAGUUAAAAAUUGGAUACCAGUAUUUAAAAAAAAGUAAAGCUGUUGACUUUGAAGAUAUGGAAGCUAGAUCAGCACAAGAGAGAACAAGAAUUCAAGAAAAAGAAGAACGAUUGUUGGCAUUGAAGCAAAUUAAAUUAAAAACAUUAAUGGAAGAAUUGGCCAGUGAAGAGGCUGACUUGAUAGACUGUAUCACACAAAUUGAAAAUGGGUUUGAAUUGCUCUUCCCUGAUGAAUUUUCUCUCAAGGAACCCAGCAAAUGCGCAGGUCCCAGCGAUUCGGACACUCUUGAUUUCAGGGCUCAUGGAAUAACCAAUAAUGCUACUUUCAACCUUGUAAUUGAAGUCCAAACUACUCAAACCAUCCACGUCACCGAAGAUAAUCGUGAAAUUAUCAAAUGCGUGCAAGACCAAUAUCGAUUACUCACUAGCCGGUUUUUACCCGCAGUUUUCAAGUGGAAUAUUACAGCAGCAAAACUUGGAGCCGACGAAAGAUUGCAGAAAAAAAUUCUUGAUUUAAAACUGAAAGUUGAGUUGGCAAUAAAAAAGUAUCAAGAGCUUAAUCUUUCAAGUUGCAGUACUGAACUGGACAGUUCUUCGGAGUCGGAUUUAGAAACUGUAGCUGAUUUGAACAAUUAUGAAAACGAAGUUACCGAAGUAAUUAGUGACAAUAGUGAUGAACUUGAAGACAGCACACCGAGAUCAAUUAGAAGUCCAGCAAAAAAAAAGAAAAAAGUAGACAACGAAAGGAGACUACCUCUCGAUAUUGAUUCUUAUGCAAGUUCUCAAUCUAAUAUACCGGUACCAACAUUCUCACGAAAUCCGGUUGAAAGCUACUGGGUUCAAGAUCCAGAAAGCGGACUUGCAGCAACAGUGGACUUGGUUACUCACCCGGUAGAGUUAGGCGAAGCUUUCUGUCCAGUCAAAUGGUCUUGCCGGGCUCCAUUACCCAGUGGAAAACUUUGUCCAAGAAACGAUCGAAAAAAAUGUCCACUGCAUGGGCCUAUCGUAGCUCGGGAUGAACUGGGUCAGCCUAAAGACCCUUCGUCAGUCCGUUCAUCCAAGAAACCAUCUAUUCCUGAUUGGCAAGAGCCAGCUUUACUUGCUGAAAUUAAGGCUGCUACAGGUGUUGAUUUAACCAUCCCAACGAAAGGCAAGCGUUUAAAGAAAACCCAAUUUCCUAAUUUGACAGAUGUCAAGGCACUGAACAACACAUCAAGAUCCCGCCUGGAGAAAAAAGUGCUGAAAAGGAGUACCAUAAAGAAGAUAUCAAAGUAAUGAUCUUGGACAAUAAAGCUUGCCUUGGUGAUCAGGGGAAUUGCAAUUCAUUAUGUUGGAUAAAAUUAAGGGCCAAAAUGUGUGUCUGUAUUACACAACUAAUAUCCUGAAGUGCAAAUCAAUAAAACAGAAGUUUUGAUAAA